Metarhizium album ARSEF 1941 is the source of this 855-nucleotide messenger RNA. RefSeq lists its product as uncharacterized. The record is from RefSeq and is a predicted model, not a curated record. Gene Ontology annotation, biological process: mycotoxin biosynthetic process. The transcript is spliced from 6 exons. NCBI's taxonomy places the organism in Eukaryota, Fungi, Ascomycota, Sordariomycetes, Hypocreales, Clavicipitaceae. The coding region runs from base 1 to 855 and encodes 284 amino acids.
AUGUCCCAAGAAUCAAAGCAACACCUACUACAGCCAGGCGGCGCAGGCGAUUCGGAGGACGACCCGGAGCUGUCGCGUGACGAGCUGCUCGGACGACGGAAGACAGGGAGGCGCUUGUUCUUCAAAUCCUUCUUCUUGGUCUCAGUCCUCGCGGUGGCUUGCAUCUGUUCCUUCUGGGCUGGAACACAAGUGCCCAUGCCAAAGGUGUCGGUGGACGCGGAAUGCGCAGCACACACAACCCAAUGGUCUCCCGUCCUGAGGGACGUGGCCGUCUCGUACGAGACCCAGGUGUUCAACGGCUCGUUUAUGAGAGAAAACAUUUACAGACAGCAAGGCUCUCCAGAGGUAGAUGAAGCCUGGGAAGACCUCGGGGUAGACUAUCGAGCCGGAAUCAUCUCGUACGAAGAUGGCUUGCGCAGCGGAUUGCAGCCUUCCUUUGUCCAGCGAGCGGCCAAGUACGGCGGAGGGUUUCUCGUCAACGUCGAAGGAAUGCACCACUUGCAUUGCUUGAACCUCGUCCGAAAGUCGCUCUACUUCAAUUACGACUACUACAAGCAACUCGGCAAGCACGAGUUUGUAAACGGAGAUGCCAUCCUCCGCCCUCACAUCACCCAUUGUCUCGACGUGAUUCGGCAAGUCUUGAUGUGCAAUGUCGACACAGGGGUGCUCGGUCAGGUGUGGGCCAACUCGGAGAGCCCUUUUCCCUUCCCCGACUUCAACACAAACCACAAGUGCAAGAACUACGGAGACGUGAGAGAGUGGGCGAUGAAUCUUCAGCGACCGCCCAACGACGAGAUUCCGGCCGACUACUUGGCCAAGCCGCGCCCAGGAGAUGUCUUCCCGUUGGUGCCAUGA